CACCAGUCUCCCAGGAUGAGACACACAAGUCCAGAAGUACCCAUGGCUGCUGUCAGUGGCAGAGAUCUCCUGUCCAGCGGCAACAACCAAGGGUGGAAGAUAGAGCCGGGAGACUUCCAAAUAAAUUAUUCGCCUAGCCAACAUCGACGGGGGGUGUACCUGCUGUAUGAAAUCAGGUGGAGAAGAGGUUCCAUCUGGAGGAACUGGUGCUCAAACACUCAUAGACAACAUGCUGAAGUCAACUUCUUAGAAAAUUGUUUCAAAGACAGGCCACAAGUUCCUUGCUCCAUCACCUGGUUCCUUUCAGCUAGUCCCUGUGGAAAGUGCUCCAAAAGGAUUCUGGAGUUCCUGAAGUCACGCCCUUAUGUGACCUUGAAAAUAUAUGCAGCCAAGCUGUUCAGGCACUACGAUAUCCGUAACAGAGAAGGUCUCUGCAACCUGGGAAUGCACGGAGUCGCUAUACAUAUAAUGAAUCUUGAAGAUUACAGUUACUGCUGGAGAAACUUUGUUGUCUACCAACCUGGAGAUCAUUAUUGGACCCAGGACUUCAAUGCACACUACUUUCUGAAUUGCAGAGAACUCCUUCGUAUCUAUUUGGGGCUUCCUCCAUUUCUGACAAACUGAACACUAACAAGCAUCACCACCAUGUUUCUAAGCUCACUUUGUGCAUCAGUACAAGACCAGAAAAUCCAGUCCCUGGCAGUGUUUUCUGCUGCAGCCUUGAUAAGCUUCUUGCUGCCACCAGAGGAGACUCUUAUCACUGACUGAGCAUUGCUAAGUAUUGGACAGAGCAGAAGGAGCUCAUGAGAAGCCAUCAGCAAGCUCGGAUGAUGCAGCCAGGCAUCCAGGACACAGUGCUCUGUGUCUUUACAGAGCUUCCUGAGAGUCCAGUAAGGAUGGAGACUGUGCCCCAUAAUCAGGCCUUCCAUGUCUGCUGAUUCUGCAAUCAGAUUCUGCAAGUACCCUCUUGAAAGGCCAGCAUGUAACAUUUUUCAUGCUCUGAUCUGUUCCAAAGAAGUAAUCAGCUAUGCAUUCUUGCUUUCAGAAUUUCUUAUGAAGAUCACUUUUAUGCCUACAUGUGUAUGUUUUGGAAAAUAUUUCAUACCUUAACAAUAUUUAUGCAAUACUGUAAUAAUACUUCAUUUUAAGGUUUUAUUUAUGACUGUAAAACCAGUGUA
Messenger RNA from Corvus hawaiiensis (hawaiian crow), 1178 nucleotides. RefSeq names its product C->U-editing enzyme APOBEC-1-like. Gene Ontology annotation, molecular function: cytidine deaminase activity; zinc ion binding; RNA binding. Bases 16 to 624 code for a protein of 202 amino acids. The transcript has 5 exons. The record is from RefSeq and is a predicted model, not a curated record. Gene Ontology annotation, cellular component: cytoplasm; nucleus. Lineage: Eukaryota; Metazoa; Chordata; Aves; Passeriformes; Corvidae. Gene Ontology annotation, biological process: cytidine to uridine editing.